AGCUAUUGCAAUGUCAGCCUUUGGCUCGUACUUUUGCAUAUAGUCUUCGUUUUUUCAUAUGGUGGUUCCAUUUGCUGGUGGUUUUCUAUGUGGUGCACCUAAAUUCAAUAUAACCGUUACUAGAUGAGUGACAGUGUAAAAAUCCCGUUAAAAUCUGCAUGACCAUUUCUGAUCUGAAGUAUCCUAAAUGAGAGAUGGAAAACCCACCAGGACUAUCACAAUGAGUCUCCGGAAGCAAACCCCUAGUGACUUCUUAAAACAAAUUAUAGGAAGGCCUGUUGUUGUAAAGUUAAAUUCUGGAGUUGAUUAUCGAGGUGUCCUGGCUUGCCUGGAUGGGUAUAUGAACAUAGCUCUGGAGCAGACAGAAGAAUAUGUAAAUGGUCAAUUAAAGAACAAAUAUGGGGAUGCAUUUAUCCGAGGAAAUAAUGUUCUGUAUAUAAGCACACAGAAGAGGAGGAUGUGAAGAUGCCUAAAGAGAGAGGUUUUGUACUGCUGCAUUUUUUCCUAAAUGAUGAGAACUGUUUGAUUUGUAGUUAGUAAUUCUUGGUUGAACAAUACAACUGUUUAAAUAUUUCUGUUAUUUGCUGUAAAGCUGGAUUUACUGCAGUGACUAUGGAGAGAAGGGGUUUUUUUAAUUCCAAACUACCAAAAUACAAUUGUAAACUUUCCUGAACACUUGUUGUGAAAAAGUGCUUUGUUACACUGUACAGAAUUAAAUAAAAAAUGGAAAAGU
Dermochelys coriacea (leatherback sea turtle) is the source of this 733-nucleotide messenger RNA. It is a transcript of the gene LSM6, whose product is annotated as LSM6 homolog, U6 small nuclear RNA and mRNA degradation associated. Lineage: Eukaryota; Metazoa; Chordata; Testudines; Dermochelyidae. Gene Ontology annotation, cellular component: U4/U6 x U5 tri-snRNP complex; U6 snRNP; sno(s)RNA-containing ribonucleoprotein complex. The coding region runs from base 188 to 463 and encodes 91 amino acids. The record is from RefSeq and is a predicted model, not a curated record. Gene Ontology annotation, molecular function: RNA binding. Gene Ontology annotation, biological process: maturation of SSU-rRNA; mRNA splicing, via spliceosome. The transcript has 4 exons.